AGCCGCUGCUGCCGUAAAGCGCAGUGGGCGCCCGCAGUCCGGAGGGGAGCGAGGUCAUUGCCGGAGCCGCUGGCGGGGCCCGGCUUCACAGCAGCAUGUGGCGCGUGUUCGCGCAGCGCCUCGCCCCGUGCGCGGCCCCGCGGCGAGUGCCCGGCGCGGCGGGAGCGAGCCCGGCCCGGGGGGCCCGCGCCCUGAGUGGAAGGAGCCUGGGGGCCGCGCAGCCCCCGCCGGGCCGGAGCUGGAGCCGGAGCGGCCCGGGCCCCGGCCACGGGGCGGCUGCUGCUGCUGAGGGAGCCCUGGCCCCGCCUCGUCCCCCGGCGGUGGUGCAGCCUCCCGCCGCACCAGAAGGUGCCUUUGCCGGCUCUUUCCCCUACAAUGCAGAUGGGGACUAUCGCUCGGUGGGAGAAGAAGGAAGGGGAGAAGAUCAGCGAGGGAGAUCUGAUUGCAGAGGUGGAAACAGACAAAGCGACUGUGGGGUUUGAGAGUCUGGAAGAAUGUUACUUGGCCAAGAUCCUGGUGGCAGAAGGGACAAGGGAUGUUCCCAUUGGGUCUGUAAUAUGUAUCACAGUUGAAAAGCCUGAGUUUAUUGAUGCCUUUAAGAAUUUUACCUUGGAUUCUGCAGCAUCUGCUGCUCCAGCAGCCUCAGUGCCUCUCCCUUCAGCAGCAGCUCCCCCCCCACCAGCUCAGCCCUCUGUGCAGGCUCCAGGCAGCUCCUACCCUCCUCACAUGCAGAUUCUUCUCCCUGCUCUCUCGCCUACGAUGACAAUGGGCACGGUUCAGAGGUGGGAGAAGAAGGUUGGUGAGAAACUCAGUGAAGGAGACUUACUGGCAGAAAUUGAAACAGACAAAGCCACGAUAGGCUUUGAAGUGCAGGAAGAAGGUUACCUGGCAAAAAUUAUGGUGCCUGAAGGAACAAGGGAUGUGCCAUUAGGAACCCCACUCUGCAUCAUUGUGGAGAAGGAGUCUGAUAUUCCAGCAUUUGCUGACUACAGAGAGACUGGAGUAGCUGACAUCAAACCACAAGCACCACUACCGAGUCCUCCCCCUCCGGCAGCAGCUCCUCCUCCCCAGCCCACUGCCCCUUCAGCUCCAGCAGUCACAUCACCUGGGGCUCCCGCACAUAAAGGAAGGGUAAUAAUUAGCCCCCUGGCGAAGAAAUUGGCAGCAGAAAGAGGAAUUGACAUUGUGCAGGUGAAAGGUACUGGACCAGAUGGCAGAAUCACGAAGAAAGAUAUUGAGUCAUUUGUGCCUCCAAAGAUUGUCCCUGCCCAGGCAGCCCCUAUUGCACCUGCAGCUCCAACAGCAGCACCACCUCCUUCAGGCGUCUUCACAGAUAUCCCCAUAAGUAAUGUUCGGAGGGUCAUUGCUCAGCGUUUGAUGCAGUCUAAACAAACAAUACCUCACUACUAUCUAUCUAUCGAUAUAAAUGUGGGAGAAAUACUGGAGCUCAGGAAAGAACUUAAUAAGGAGGUGUCAGAGAACGUUAAGCUUUCUGUCAAUGAUUUCAUCAUUAAAGCUUCAGCUCUGGCAUGUGUGAAGGUGCCUGAAGCCAAUUCCUCAUGGUUGGACACUGUUAUCAGGCAAAAUCAUGUAGUGGAUGUUAGCAUUGCAGUGAGUACUCCUGCAGGGCUUAUAACUCCCAUCGUGUUCAAUGCGCACAUAAAGGGACUGGCUUCCAUUAGUAAAGAUGUUGCCUCUUUGGCAGCCAAAGCACGAGAAGGUAAACUUCAGCCCCACGAAUUCCAGGGAGGCACUUUUACGGUUUCCAAUUUAGGAAUGUAUGGGAUUAAGAAUUUCUCUGCCAUAAUCAAUCCACCUCAGGCAUGUAUUCUGGCAGUUGGUACUUCAGAGAACAGGCUAGUGCCAGCAAAUAAUGAGAAGGGGUUUGAUGUGGCCAGCAUGAUGUCAGUUACUCUUAGUUGUGACCACCGAGUUGUGGAUGGAGCAGUUGGAGCCCAGUGGCUUGCUGAGUUCAAAAAGUUCCUUGAAAGGCCAACAACCAUGCUGCUAUAAUCGAACCAAACAACCAAGACUUUCCUAGGUCACAUUGUUCUGUUCUAAUCAAGCUAUUUAUAUUUCAGUGAUUAGACUCUAUUAAACAAAUUUUCCUUUUUAUUUUAAAUAUGUAUAUUAACUGGUAAUUUUUACCAGUCUGUACAGAUAAAUAGUUUGCAGAAGGCUUUACAGAGCAAUAUACAGUUAUACUGUAUUUUAUACAGUUAAUGAAUUUGCCAAUGUUUCUCAAAAAAAGUCAAGUGUUUUAGAUUUAAAAUCAUGUGAACACUCCUGAAUUGGGGCGGGGAGCAUACACAGAUAUAUCAUCUCUUGUGUUCUCAGAAAUAAGAGAACCAGACUGUAAACAUCUGUGCAAAAGAAUUUGUAAGGCUAGUUUUUUUUUUAAGUGAACCCUAAGUGGUCUGUUCUCCUGCUAGUAUUAGUGCGAGUGACAGGCACACACUGAGAGGAGGAAUAUUUUUUCAUAGGACAAAGGGUUCACAUUCCAAUUCCUCCUUGAAAUUCAACACUAGCUCAGAUUUUCACAGCUACGUGAUCUCUUUUAGAGGACUUUAAAAAAAAGGGGGGGGGGCAAGAGAGAAGUUACACUAAUCAGGCUAUCAAAACAAUAAAUCAAAUAUCUUCUAAUUGCCAGAGAACAUGCCCUAUCCUUGUGGAUUUUCACGUGUGUAUUUUUGUAUGAAAUUAUCUUAAAUGGCUGCUUUCCCUCUUGCAAUGUUAACAAUACACCCUAUUGCAAUGGAAAUGUUCUGCAGAACAGUCAGGAGAAUUUCUUGCUAUGUGUGUUGAUACCCAUUAUUAGCAUGUGUAAUUUGGCCAUUGGAAUUCCAUCCCUGGAAAUCAUUUCUGUGAUGACUUGGAUGCUUGAAAAUUGGUUUUUCAGACAUUCUUGACAUAGGAAUCUCUGACAUGAGUUGAGGUCAUUGAUAUCACAAUUCUUCGAUGAAAUGUCUUUACUGUCCCAGCCUUUGUGCUGUCCCAUGUAUAUAAUGUAUGUAAAAUGCUUUAAAUGGUUUUCUAUUGGACUUGUACCCAAAUACACUAAAAAUUGUGUCCUACAGUGCGGGGAUACAUUGGUGGCCACUCCCAAUAUUCCACUUUCCAAAGGGAAAUGUUAACUUAAAAAGGAUCAUGUAGUUGAUCAGUGACCAGGAGAGCUUGGUAGGAACAAAAGGUUAAAUAAAUUCUAUAUAGAAACUUAUUCUGUACCCUAUACAUUGCAUUAAGUAUUGUCUCUUGUAAAGUUGUGCUACAGAAUCCACUAAAGGUAAUACUGAAAAAAUAUACUGUGGAGAUGAAAUAUUUUUGUGAGAACUAUUUAACGUUUUACUUGGUGGGUUGCAGUUAUGCCUAACUUUGAUGGUUGGGUAAGAAGAAAAGUUGUUGCACUUAAGUUUAAAAAUGUUCUAAUUCUCUCAGUUCCAGAUUCUCUAGUGAGUCCAUGUGUUCUAUUAAACCUUUGGAAUUGUUAGACAAAUAAAAA
This is a messenger RNA of Chrysemys picta bellii (western painted turtle), 3499 nucleotides long. It is a transcript of the gene DLAT, whose product is annotated as dihydrolipoamide S-acetyltransferase. Gene Ontology annotation, molecular function: dihydrolipoyllysine-residue acetyltransferase activity. Gene Ontology annotation, biological process: pyruvate decarboxylation to acetyl-CoA. The record is from RefSeq and is a predicted model, not a curated record. Lineage: Eukaryota; Metazoa; Chordata; Testudines; Emydidae.